Molecule: messenger RNA, 3299 nt
Organism: Linum trigynum
Lineage: Eukaryota; Viridiplantae; Streptophyta; Magnoliopsida; Malpighiales; Linaceae
Source: the annotation of a GenBank genome assembly
ACAUAUUUAUCAUAGGUUCUAUAAUGGUUAACCAUUGAACCAUCGACCACUAACUUUUCCGAUUCAGGAUCUCUCCCUUUAUUUAUCGUUGUGUCAACUUUUGAAUAUUUAUAAUUCCAAGUCAUAUAUUAAUUUCUCUCCUAUAAUUAUGAAAUGUUGGUACUAUCUCUGAUUCAUGGGUUCAAAGUUGGACGCUGACCAUAAUCCCAAGUUAGAUUUAUGUAUCUGAAGUUUAAUUAUCAAUCCUUCUUGAGAACACCCCUAUUAAACAACGGCUUUUUCAAUACAUUGGUUUGGGCAUCUCAAUUCGUGAAAAGAUGGUGCAUGAACGCUGGCAGCACCACACGACAUAGAACCCCGAUUGUAGCACAUUCUGCGUCAUACAAUUUCCUUCAUGAUGGCCUCAUUGUGGGACAUUCGUGACAAUGAAUAAGGAUAUCAUGCAUCUCCGCCUCCAUCACACAAUGACGAAUCACUAUGCUCCAAUCCAUAAUAGGUAAGGAUGAUCCCAAAAAAUAAUGACAAAUUGGAGAAGAAUAUAUGUUUCUCUUGUGUGGUCAUCCCCUUGGGUAGCGACUUUCCAACCAGAUAGUUGGCAAAGUCGGAGAACCAAUGAGUGUCGCACUUGAUUAGGCACAUCAUGAGAAUCCUCCCAUAUGAGAAGGAGCCAUUGAUAUAACGAUUAAAGUUAUCCACACAAGGCUUUCAAUGCGAGAUAGGUGAUUGGCAUCUAGGUAUUCCACUCAUUUCUUGUCCUUAAUCUUAGGAAGCUUAUUCUGCAUAGUGGAUGAGCACUCCUCGUUCAACAUCAUUGUGGAGAUAUCUCCAAGAUUCUUCUUAUUCAUGAGGACGUCCUUGGGGAAUUUGGCAUAAUUAGGCAUCUGGGACUAGUGGUGUACAUGGGUCGGGGUGGUCCGGGUUUAGUGACUCGCUAUGACACAAAUCCUAACAAAGGCCAAGUGUAACCAAUGAAAGGGACCGCAGUAUAGUGGCUCAAGUAAUAAAUAUCUAAUCCAUGGGUCUCUAGAGUUACUAUUACUCAACUUCAGUUCAUUAUCUAUCAAACCAGAUUAAGAUAGAACAACUAAAACUACUCUAGCAAACUACAGUUAAAGUUAAUCUAAUUAUAGGUUGGAAACUCACUUAGGUAUGAUUCCCCCUAGCCACUAGCCAGAUUAAUGAUUGAUGAUCUCUAACUUGUUUCACUUUCAUUCACAAUGCGGAGAAUUCUUGACUAGACCUUGAGUCUCGACUAAAGGAACAAAGCCCUCUUGAGUCAAUUGCCUAGAGGGACGUAUCCUUCUCUAGAACAACCGAUCAACGCGUUCUGAACUAGACUCCCUAUAUCGAAAGAGGUUCUCAAUCGAUACAAAGUAGUGAAUUAACCCUCGACUAAAGCAAUCGAUCCACUACUAUCAAACUAUGGUGCUCUAUUGACCUAAUCAGGUAUUCGCUCUCAUAGGAUCAAAGCAGAAUUAAUAAUCUCGACUAAAGCAUAAUUGAAUCAUGAAAACGUGCAUAGAUUGAAUAUGAACUCAAGAUUAUCAAGUAAGAGUACUCAUACAAUCAUCCAAUCAAACAAACAUAGCUAGGGUUCCUCAAAACCUAAGUGAAGGGAAGUUACUCCAUAGAGAAGAGAGAGACUACAGUAAGAAUCUUCAAAUGAUCAGUCUUCAAGUCUGGGCUUGUUCCUCGAGCUUCCAAGGCGAAGAAAUCCUCCAAUUCCACUCCAAGAAUGCCCUCAAAUCGCUCUCUCUCUCUUUGGUUCGUCCCUUGGGUGUUUGGGAUCCAAAACCCAGCUCUGCCUUGCAAAAACGCACAAAACAGGCUUUUAACAGCCUGCGUUCGCGAUUCCCGGUCAGAAUACCCGGUCGGGUAUUUUAUGUGGAGACCGGGUAUCUUUAAAACGCACCGUCGGGGAACAGGGGUUAAUCCCCGGUCAGGGCUAAGAAUACCCGACCGGGGAUUUAUGAUUACUGCCCGGGCCCCCUUCUACUUCUCAGACGCCUAAAACAUAUUUUCCCCGGUCUGCUCCAAAUAAUAACCGACCGGGUAAUUCUGCCGAUGGCCGGGUACUUUGCUCCUCCAGCACACUUCAACCCAAACGUGCUCCUUUCAACCCGAAACUUGUUUCUUCGCCUCGAUGCCAACGUUAAGCCCUGAAAUAUGACAUAAACGCACAACCUAGCGUGAAAUCGGCUUACAACACGAGAAUCAACAUCUCAAACGACUCAAGAAUAGGGGUAUAAACAUGUGUAAUUAUAGGUCUAUCAUUUAGACAUUUUAAUCACCCGACCCAUGCACUACGGUUUGGGAAAUAUUAAACUUAAGGAUUUUGCUAUGGUGACAUGCAUGUCACCGUGACAUGGACUUUUCGGUCGACCUAAUCCAAAAGGCGGUCGACCGAAUUGACUGAUUCAUGUAUGUGAGGUUCCGAGCCGGAGAUGAGCCAAUGUCGUAGGCACAGAGUUCAACUCCACCGAUCACCUUAGAGAGUGUGUGGGAGCGCAUGGAUGGCAUGUACGAGUACAUGGGCCAGAUGUCCAGCCAGAUGACUGGCAUGUACGACUACAUGGGGAAAAUGACCGCCCAGAUGAGCACAAUGCAUGUGAACGUGAAUGAGAUGCGAGAUGAGUGGCGAUCUUUCAACGGAAGAUACAUGCAUCCCACCACAUCUGACCACCAUCAUGCAAGUACCACCAAUGAAGAAAAUGUGGAUGAGGGAGAGAGGGGACAUGAGUAGGAACUCGAAGAUUUUAGAUUGUGUGUUUUUAUUGUUAAGUGGUCAAAACGAUUGUUGAUUGUUAUUUUGUUGUUUUAGUUUUUUUUUUUUAAUGUGUGAACAAUUAAUAUUUUUGUUUUAUUAUAUUUCUUGUUAGUUUGUUUAGUUGUUAUGCUAUGAAUUGAUGAGUCCUUGUUAUCAUUAUUUAUGACUAUUUAUGAUGGUUUGAAACAUAAUUUAUACGAGCAAAAGAACCACACAAAUCGACAUACAUAAGCAAAAAAGACACGGGGCAUAGGUUGACUUUCUUGUAUUCGGUCGACCUCGUACCGGAUUAGGUCGACCUCGAAACCAACACUUGAUCUUCAUUUUACGUCAAAUGAUUGGACACAUUGAUAGAACACUUAUCUUCUAUCUGGUCGACCUCUUUCCUUAUCUGGUCGACCAUUUUGUUAAUGAUUGCCAUCAAGUGGUCGACCUAUAUACCUUUACGGUCGACCAUGUUGUGUCUGACGCCAACGAAAUGGCCGGCCGAGGUUUUAUUCAGGUUGACCAAAAAUAAAAAUUUAAACGAAGU